This is a messenger RNA of Parnassius mnemosyne (clouded apollo), 3186 nucleotides long. NCBI's taxonomy places the organism in Eukaryota, Metazoa, Arthropoda, Insecta, Lepidoptera, Papilionidae. The record is from the annotation of a GenBank genome assembly.
AGAUGAGCGCUGAAUCGAACGUGCACAGGCAAUGUCAGUCGUUAGGUGGGUCGCGAAGUUGUUAGCUAAGCCGGGCGUGUAACACCCGGUCGCGCGUUGGUUACACGAUUAGCUAACAUGUACUAUAGUAGUUAAUGUAACAAGUAAUUACCAAGUAGUGAGAAACAGGAUCCAUUCGUAACAUAAGCUAGUGUUGUGCUAUCUGUUGUAGUGUAGAUCGGCGUGAAGUUCUCAUUGAAUUUUCGACAAAAUAAAAACAGCGAAAAACGAUCCAUGCCUUGCGUACUAUAAUUAGUUAUUUUUAUAUAAUACAUUACUUUAUGCUUACAUAGAUUCCUCAACAGAUUAAAAAAAGACAAUGUCCCGAAGGAGACUGUUAAUUGGGAGCGCGGCGGGAGCCGCGGGGGCUGUGAUGGCUGCCUGGGCCCUCGCUGCCGACGACUCGCUUCCACAAUGGUACCAACCGCCAAAGGUGUCAGCGAAGACAGAGCGCAAGAAGCGCCCUCUGCCAUCACGGACGGAACAAGUGAACAUGCUGCAGGCCGGACACACAUACGACGUGCUCAUCAUCGGCGGCGGAGCAACAGGAGCCGGCUGUGCUCUCGACGCAACCACCAGAGGUCUCCGUACAGCUUUAGUGGAAGCGGAUGACUUUGCAAGUGGUACAUCCAGUCGUAGUACUAAAUUGAUUCACGGCGGCGUUCGUUACCUACAAAAAGCCAUUAUGCAACUUGAUUACGAUCAAUAUAAAAUGGUGAAAGAGGCGUUACAUGAAAGAGCGAAUAUGCUGGAGGUAGCUCCCCACCUAACUCGACCGUUGCCUAUUCUACUACCUGUAUACAAGUGGUGGCAAGUCCCCUACUAUUGGUUCGGUAUUAAGAUGUACGACUUAGUAGCGGGCGACAGAAACGUGAAGAGCUCAUACUACCUCUCGAAGAAGAAUACUCUCGAAUUGUUCCCUAUGUUAAAGUCGGAUAAUCUUUGCGGAGGCAUUGUCUACUACGAUGGUCAGCAAGACGAUGCCCGUAUGAACUUGGCGAUCGCACUGACGGCAGCGCGACAUGGCGCGACUAUUGCCAACCACGUCAGCGUCAUCAAGUUACAUAAAACUGCCGGAAAGCUCAGUGGAGCUAGAGUUAGGGACGAGAUGACGGGUAAGGAGUGGGACAUAAAAGCGAAAUGUAUCAUCAACGCGACCGGUCCAUUCACGGACACCAUCAGGAAAAUGGACGACGAAACAGUGAAAGAGAUCUGCUGCCCGUCCUCGGGCGUUCACAUCGUGCUGCCCGGUUAUUACAGUCCGGAGCACAUGGGUCUACUGGAUCCAGCGACGUCGGACGGGCGUGUGAUCUUCUUCCUGCCGUGGCUGAAGGGCACCAUCGCGGGCACCACCGACCUGCCAUGCCAGGUCACACACAGCCCCAAGCCCACCGAGGACGAGAUCCUCUUCAUCCUCACCGAAGUCAAAAACUACCUCAAUCCUGACGUUGAAGUGCGUCGCGGCGACGUGCUGUCGGCGUGGUCGGGCAUCCGGCCGCUGGUGUCGGACCCCAACAAGCCGGACACGCAGUCGCUGGCGCGCAACCACAUCGUGCACGUGUCGCCCGCCGGCCUCGUCACCAUCGCCGGCGGCAAGUGGACCACGUACCGCGCCAUGGCCGCAGAGACCAUUGACGCUGCUAUCGAAAGUGCAAACUUGAAGCCACUGUAUAAGGAAUGCCAAACUGACGGGUUCCUUAUAGAGGGAGCACAUGGAUGGACGCCCACAAUGUACAUCAGAUUAGUGCAAGAUUUUGGUCUAGAAAUGGAGGUUGCCCAACACUUGGCAAAGUCCUACGGUGACAGAGCUUUCGCAGUAGCAAAGAUGGCAUCUAUGACUGGCAAGAGAUGGCCUAUCAUCGGCAAAAAAGUCCACCCUGAAUUUCCAUAUAUAGACGCUGAAAUCAGAUACGGCGUGCGUGAAUACGCGUGUACUGCUGUGGACAUGAUCGCGCGACGGCUGCGGCUCGCCUUCCUCAACGUGCAAGCGGCAGUCGAGGCACUGCCCGCCAUCACCGACAUCAUGGCCGAGGAGCUCAAGUGGAGCGACGCCGAGAAGAACCGACAAAUUAAAAUAGCGAGCGAAUUUCUUGCCAACGAGAUGGGACAAAUGGUGAACCGUGCCAGUCGCGACAAGAUUCCAAUCAAUCUCAGCAAGGAGGAGAUCCAGACCUACAUCAAACGCUUCCAGAUCAUCGACAAGGAUAGGAAGGGCUUCGUUUCCAUUAAUGACAUUAGGAGGAGUCUCAAGAACUACGGCGAGGACGUGACCGGGGAGCAGUUGCACGAAAUAUUGCGAGAGAUCGACACUAACAUGAACGGCCAGGUCGAACUUGACGAAUAUCUGCAGAUGAUGUCAGCAAUUAAGUCUGGUCACGUGGCAUAUUCGAGAUUCGCGCGCAUGGCUGAGAUGGAAGAAGAACACCACGAAAAGGAAUCGCUCAAGAAAAAGAUCACGGUAGAAAGGAGUGGAGGAGGCUUGUAAACGACGUAAUGCAAACAAUUCAGAAUGCUACUCAACAAUGUAUAGAUAACGUAAGCCUAAUUGAUUAAUUUAGUGUAUGAACAUUAUUUAUGAAACGUAGAGUAAAAUUCGUCGUCUCAUUCUAUUUAUUAUUACAUAGAUAUGUACCUCAUUCGUCCACUAAUUAUUGUAUAUUAUGUCGUCACCAUUUAGAGUAUAACCUGUUCUUUAAUUAAAAUACACCCUAUAGUAACUGAAAAACUAUUGCAUAAUUUUUAAUUUUAUGAAUAAUGGUACCUAAUAUGAACCUUAAUAAUUCACAAAUACAUACUUACUACAGUAGAAGUGGAACCCUUUGUAACUGUUGUUUGUACCUAUAUAUAGUUAUUUAAUUUUAUUAAUUUAUUACGUAAAAUGUUAAGCAAAACUAGGACGAUUUUGUGAUAAUAUUGCAAUUUAUGAAAUUGAAAUACUUAAAGAAAUUUAAUGAAUUCGGUUUUCUAAAUAAAUCACAAUAUUUCUUUAUUAUUUGUUUUCAAUACAUUAUGUAUUACUUUUUGUACUUAUUAAGGAACAAUUUUCAGAUAAUUAUACGCUUGGCGUAAGUAUGAUUACUUGAAUUUCAAUUUGACUUUCAGAAUAAUUAUAUACGUGUUCAUUGUGCAAUAAAUUUUUUGAAUCUU